Molecule: messenger RNA, 3095 nt
Organism: Peromyscus eremicus (cactus mouse)
Lineage: Eukaryota; Metazoa; Chordata; Mammalia; Rodentia; Cricetidae
Gene: B4galt2
Product: beta-1,4-galactosyltransferase 2
Exons: 7
Coding region: 1207-2370 (387 amino acids)
Biological process (GO): carbohydrate metabolic process
Molecular function (GO): glycosyltransferase activity
Source: RefSeq, a predicted model, not a curated record
CGCCCGCGCGCCGCCCCAGAUCCCAGCCCAGGACCUGGUGAGCGAGGCGCCGGCGCUGCCCCUGGCCUGGCUGCACCCCACCCUACCCCCAUCCCGCUAGCCUCCCGGGCUCCUGCGUCCGCCCCCAGCCGGCCUCCCUCAUUGUCCUCGAUCGCCCCGGCCUUGUGUCUGGCGGAGGCGCUCGGGCCCCCGGCCCCACAGCCACAUCCCCCACUGCAUGCACCCCUCCCCGGGGCUCCACACCCACCUGUCCUCUGCUGCCUCCCCCGUCCCGGGGUGCCACGUGUUCAGCCUCCCAGCCCCGCCCAGACGCACCCCUCAGACUGGUGGCUAGCCUGAUCCAGAGCCCCUGCCCUGGAGGGAGAGGUGGGAAUACUUGCACGUGGGUCUGGGUGUAUGGCUAAGCUUGUAUAAGUCCGGGAGCCGCGGUUUGUUGAUGUAUGUGGCUUGUAUGUUACUGUCACCCCAAGUGUGUCUGGCUCUAUAUGUAGGUCUCUGUGUGUCCCUUGAGUGUGGGUGCCUACUGCUGGUACUAAAGCUGUCUGUGAUUCUGUGUAUGUUUGAGAUAUUCUGCUCUCAGGAGCAGAAGUGUUUGUUGACCUUUUGGAACUACAGCGGUGCUCUGACCCAAGCAAGACAGACAGGCACGACCACCACCACCACCACCACCUCCACCCCCACCCCCGUCCACCUCUGCCAUCCUAAGAACUUUACUCCUCCAGGGCCCAAGCAUACUCCAUUUCAGAAACGAGAACUAACUUUGCUGAUGAGGCUCCAGAGCCAGCCUAAGAUCUUAGGUGAGGGCUGUCUCUCACUAGCCCUGCACUAUACUUCACCCCUUGUUCCAAUUGGAAGGAUCCUUUGAAACUUCCUCCCCAUUUUGGGACCCCUGAAUGCUGAAUGCCCCUUCUCAGCCUGGUCCCAUUUGGUCAGGCCUUCUUACUGUUGGGACCUGAAUGCCCAAACCUGCCUAGGUCUGAAUGACUUCCCAUCAGGACCCCUUGCAAGGACUAAAUGAAAUCAUUGUGUGAAGUAUUCCUAUGUGAUAGGCACUCAGUAACCGAUCAUUCCCUAAACUAUGUGUCCUGGGUUGAGAAUUCUAUCCUGUGAGGUAUCUGGUCUCUGGGGCACAGAUGGAGCCUGUAGAUAAAAGUGGUUCGGUGCUGAGAUGCAAUCCUGUGUAAUCAAGUUCACCUGUCCACACUGAUGCUGGCAGCCAGAUGCUUGGGCCCACUGGGCAGGCCAUUGGCCACCUGCGGGAUGAGCAGACUGCUGGGGGGGACGCUGGAGCGGGUCUGCAAGGCUGUGCUCCUCCUCUGCCUGCUGCACUUCCUUGUGGCUGUCAUCCUCUACUUUGACGUCUACGCCCAGCACCUGGCCUUUUUCAGCCGCUUCAGUACCCGAAGCCCAGCCCAUGCCCUCUACCCUGCAGCCAGCAGCAGCACCAACUGCUCUCGGCCCAAUGCCACUGCCGCUAGCUCUGGGCUUCCUGAAGUGCCCAGUGCCCGGCCUGGCCCCACAGCUCCAGCCAUCCCACCCUGUCCUGACGUGCCACCUGGUCUUGUGGGCCGAGUGGUCAUCGAGUUCACCUCACCCAUGCCUCUGGAGCGGGUGCAGAGGGAGAACCCAGGCGUGCUCCUGGGAGGCCGCUAUACACCACCCGACUGCACCCCAGCCCAAACGGUGGCAGUCAUCAUCCCCUUUAGACACCGGGAGCACCACCUACGCUAUUGGCUCCACUAUCUGCACCCCAUGUUGAGGCGGCAGCGGCUGCGCUACGGGAUCUAUGUCAUCAACCAGCAUGGUGAGGAGACCUUCAACCGGGCCAAGCUGCUCAACGUAGGCUUCCUAGAGGCGCUCAAGGAGGACGCUACCUAUGACUGCUUCAUCUUCAGUGAUGUGGACCUGGUCCCUAUGGAUGACCGCAAUCUGUAUCGUUGUGGUGACCAGCCCCGCCACUUUGCCAUCGCCAUGGACAAGUUUGGCUUCCGGCUGCCCUACGCGAGCUACUUCGGAGGUGUGUCAGGCCUGAGUAAGGCCCAGUUUCUGAGGAUCAACGGCUUUCCCAACGAGUACUGGGGCUGGGGCGGUGAAGAUGACGACAUCUUCAACCGGAUCUCUCUGACUGGGAUGAAGAUCUCGCGCCCAGAUGUCCGGAUAGGCCGCUACCGCAUGAUCAAGCACGACCGGGACAAACAUAACGAGCCCAACCCUCAGAGGUUUAGUAAGAUUCAGAACACAAAGAUGAGCAUGAAGUGGGACGGCAUUGGAUCAGUGCGGUACCGAGUCUUGGAAGUGUCUCGGCAACCACUCUUCACCAACAUCACAGUGGACAUCGGACGGCCCAUGUCCUGGUUCAAUCAAGGCUGACACUGACCGACAAAGGCCCUCCAUGCCCUUCUGAUGUGGAGGGUUGCCUGCCAGAGGACUGACCUACAGCCUGUCUGACAGCUGCUGGGGGGAGCAUCCCCCAAGACUGAGACUGUGAGCUGUUUUCUGAAGGUCUUAAUAGACAGCCAGCUGCACCUAGAAGUUUCAGAACCCACUUUGAGGGGCUUCUGGGCAAGCCCCUCUUAAUGGCCCUCUCUGAGGUCAAUCCUUCUUCCUGCCCUACUUCCCCCAGCCCAAACCUCCUCACUGUUAGGGUUGGGCCAGCCCCUGCACUGCCUCGCGGAGUGGCCUGGGCUAGGUCACUCCACCUCUGUGCCUCAGUUUCCCACCCCCCUUGAGUCCCCUAGGGCCUGGAAAGGUGGGAGGAUUUGACUAGGGGGCAGCAUUUCUUCCAGGGGGAGUUCUCAGAUCUGGGUAUCCCUCAUGCUUCCAGGGGAGGGGAACCUUUUUCCUUCAACAUGGUAGGGGGCAAGCUUUGGUAAGCCACCUACUGAGGAGUGCCCCCAGGAGGGGGCCAGAAGGGGUGCUGCGUUUCCUGGGAUCAUGGGGUUGGCCUUUGCAUGGGGGACAGGUGGGGCUUGGAUCAGUCAAUGGUUCUGGCCUCCCUGCCUUAGAGAGGAGGCAGAAGCCCCAGGGCCUGCUCAAUGUUUAUAUGUUGCACAGAAACUUGUGUGGGUGCUUUAGUAAAAAACGUUAAUGGAGCA